UAUUGCUGAAGUAAAAAUUUACUCUUAAGUAGAAGUCUUACAAGAUGCUCUAACUUGAAGGAUCAUCUCUCCUCCAAUGUAACAUUGAAAAGUACAAACAAAAUGUUUUGUACAGUAUUAGAAUAUUGUGAUGGACAUGACUUAGACUUUUACCUAAAACAACAUAAGAGUAUUCCAGAAAGGGAAGCACGUUGCAUAAUAAUGCAGGUUGUUCAUGCUCUUAAAUAUUUAAAUGAAAUCAAGCCACCUGUAAUUCAUUAUGAUUUAAAACCAGGGAACAUCUUGUUAGGAAGUGGAACUCUGAGUGGAGAAAUUAAAAUAACUGAUUUUGGUUUAAGUAAAAUAAUGGAUGAUGAAAGUUAUGUACCUGAAAUAGGAAUGGACCUUACCUCUCAAGGUGCUGGAACGUAUUGGUAUUUACCUCCAGAAUGUUUUGUUGUUGGAAAAAAUCCUCCGAAAAUAUCAUCAAAAGUAGAUGUGUGGAGUGUUGGAGUCAUAUUUUACCAGUGCCUAUAUGGUAAAAAGCCAUUUGGCCAUAAUCAGUCUCAAGCUACAAUCCUAGAAGAAAAUACUAUUUUAAAAGCAAAAGAGGUUGAAUUUCCUCCAAAGCCAGUUGUCAGUAAUGAAGCUAAGCAAUUUAUUCGCCGAUGUCUUCAAUAUAGAAAAGAAGAUCGUAUUGAUGUGUUUAGUCUUUCUAGUGAAGACUAUUUAAAACCAAAUUAUCCCAAACACAGUCGACAGUCAAAUGCAGAAAAAUCAUAGCAUUGCAUUUCUAGUGAGAUGAUGCAUUAAAAAUGGACUUCGCUUCUCCCUUAAUGUAUGCAUUUUUCAAGUGUAUAAUGUAAAAACAUUUUUAGACUUUGCCAUGGCAUAUGGAACAAAGUGCAAAUUUGAUUGCCUGGGCAAAUAUAGUGUUAUGUACAGUAAUAUAAAUAUGUUUAUGAAUACAAUCCAGUGUUCCUAGUUUUUUUCACUAAUGGACUGCACUGGCCUGGAACUUUUGCAACGUGUACUAUUUAUAUCAAAUCUUGGUUGUAGUUAAGGCAAGUGCUUCAUGUACAUAUAAGUUGGACUUCCGAGAUGGAUUUGUGAAUUUUAAAGUGAGAUCAUUAUUACGUAGAUGAAAUGUGAUUACAAUAGUGUAAAAAUAUAUGUAGCUUCAUUUAUUUCUUCAAAAAUAAGUAAUAUACUAAUUGAGGUAAAAUUUUCUUGAGAUUGCCAUAUUAAAAAACUACAGGUCAUUUCUUAAUUUUUGUACAUAUGUUGUUUUAAAAGCCAAAAAACUUUUUUUAGCUGCUGUCUUAACAAUGGGCUGUAACUCUGUAAAUAUUUAAACUGCAAUUUUCAUUUGUGGCUAGGCAAAACUCUACAUAUCUCUUUGUUAUGUAAAGAAACUGAAAAUUUUUGUUAUUAAAGGAAGUAGAAAUUGUG
Stegodyphus dumicola is the source of this 1431-nucleotide messenger RNA. Its product is annotated as serine/threonine-protein kinase tousled-like 1. Gene Ontology annotation, molecular function: protein serine/threonine kinase activity; ATP binding. The record is from RefSeq and is a predicted model, not a curated record. Gene Ontology annotation, biological process: chromosome segregation; intracellular signal transduction; peptidyl-serine phosphorylation. Lineage: Eukaryota; Metazoa; Arthropoda; Arachnida; Araneae; Eresidae. Gene Ontology annotation, cellular component: nucleus.